This is a messenger RNA of Fusarium keratoplasticum, 3276 nucleotides long. Its product is annotated as Peptidase-S8 domain-containing protein. Gene Ontology annotation, biological process: proteolysis. Gene Ontology annotation, molecular function: serine-type endopeptidase activity. The coding region runs from base 1 to 3276 and encodes 1091 amino acids. Lineage: Eukaryota; Fungi; Ascomycota; Sordariomycetes; Hypocreales; Nectriaceae. The record is from RefSeq and is a predicted model, not a curated record. The transcript has 4 exons.
AUGUCCUUCAAUAAUCAGUCUUCUACCGGUGGUAUUGAACACACUACCGAGUGGAUUUUGAUCAGAGAGUUACGCCAGAGCAGUCACAGUUUCAGCCCACCCGGAGUUGUUGGAAACACUGGCCGCACACGAACACUCAAACUCCGCAAUGCCAUCAACGACCUUGAGUUGCAGAUUCGACGGACAUUUACCAUCCUUCGAUUUGACUUGCUUCUUCAUUUGCAAAAUGAAGUCAAAGGCGAUGCCCCAAAGGCACAGAUAUACAAGGAUUCUCGCCAAGACAACUCGGACGAGGACACCGACGACGCGUCUUCACAGUCGAGCGCGGAGCCUCAUGUCGAAGAUUGGCCUAGUCAUGGCUUAUGUCAGGGUUUCGAUUCUAUCCAACCGUCAGUUGGGGAAGCACGGUCACGUCUGGAGCAGCUGUGCAAAUUCCUCGAGACUCGAGUCAACCCGAAUUUGAGCACUCCUGGGCAAAGAGACAACAGAUCUGCCAAAUAUCCACGGCUCACACAGCUUAUCGAAACGAUCAAACAACUAUCCUCUUUCCCUACCACAGUGGACCUCAUCCCAACUGCUGGGUCUAAGCCGAAGCCGUUUCUCUUUAAUGUCGCCGAGGAUGAAGCCACUGCAAAGGCCUUUGUAGCUUUUACAGACCCAAGCCAAAAGCGACCCCCGAAAGAAGUCCGAAACCAAAUGACUGCAGAUGCUAAAGAAAUGGCCCAAUUCUUCCUUUCAUUCAACAGCUUUGUCGACGCGCUGCAGAUGUCGGCAGGCUCCCUGGAUGUCCUCGCUUGGGAGCCUACCACCAAAAGACUGACCUCGAAAGAGUCUUUUGCUUCAUUUUCUCUGCUUCGGAAAUUCCAAAACCAGACGGAAGCUGCCUGCCGUGCUGUGUUAUCGCACAUCGGGCUCUGUACCCACCCCAAACAUCAGGUUCUGCUACAACUUCCGGGGUGGGAGGAGGUGUCUGAUUGGGAUUCGACAAAGACCACAGCGAACCUGCCAGUUCCGCUCUUCUUCACCAUGUGUUUUCUCGAGAAGAAACAAGCCCUGCAGAGAAUGCAAGACGACACAGAGUAUGGUUCGCUUGAAAGAUGGCAACAUGCUAGAAUGUUUUUUCUGCAGCCAGAGCACGCUGGGAUUUACAGGGAGAAAAAACUCUGCGAGGCACUCAGGUUUUCGCAUCAACGCGGGAUGGACCUGGAGUUCUACGUGUCCGAAUAUUCCAAACCUGUUGUUCCAGCUAUGGUGCCAAUUCAUAUACCGUCAAGAAUGCAGCAAAUGCGAAGAUAUGGGAAAAGCUUCCCAAGUCAUAGUCUAUGGAGUCUAAUCGAACAGGGCCGACUCAGGAAGGAAAUGUCUUUCAACCUAUGGUGGAACACUUCCUGCGUGGGUGGAAAUAUUGAUAUCGAAGAGCGCAAGACCCUGGCCAUCAAGCUGGUUCUCGGCUUGAUGUUAUCUUUGGACUCAGAUCACGUUUUCGAGACCUGGGAUCCCAAGCAGGUUCACCUUUUGGAAUCUGUAGACACAUACACGCCUUUUGUUUCCCUUCCUUGCAACGCAAGUUGCCCCAGUCAUCAGAAAACCCUCUCCUUUUCUGAUAAAUACUCAUUGGGAAGCAUUGACGACCUUGAUGAGUCGGAGCCUUCUCUCCAGUUUGUGCUACUGGCCAAGGCUCUACUGCAAAUCGCCGAGGGGGAUCAUCUCGCUGGCUUAGGAGUGAACAAAGAUUCCAGUACAGUCUCUUGGGAUGCAUGGAAUCGGUUCCGAGAAGCGAUCGAAGGCUACAUCCGAAGAGCAACUUGCGGGGCAGAAGUCGAUCGCGAGGUAUUGCCCUUUUUACAUGCCGCCCUGGGCUGCCUGGAUUUCCAUACCGAGUACCAGAGCCGCUUAAUGGAGAAUCAGUCAAGUCAGAAGAUGGAAGCCGCGUGGCAACUGGUCUUUGACACCAUUCUCAUCAAAAUUGACGACAAGUUGACUCUGAAGAGCAUAAUCGCCUCUACCAAUCCAUCUUUCGCCCAGGAUCCAACGCCAGACCCUCCACCUUUUCCCGGACAUGAAGUUGUUCAGCAGGCCAUGUCUAACAGUGGCAAUGGUACUCUCCAGAGUUCUUCGAACACCACUGUUGCCAAGAGAGCUCCGAUUAGACAGCCUUCUCUACCAUCCGCCGAACCGAGCCAACCCAACAUCCAAUUAUUUGACACUAAUCUGGCGAUGGGAUCUUCGACUGCGGAGGAGUUUUGGGCAUGUCUUGAAACAUUCCACAAGUCUUACGCGCGUUUCGUGAACGAUCGCAGCACAGAGUCUGGAGACGAAACUCCACGAAGAGUCCGCAUAGCAGUCAUUGACACUGGAGUUGACUUUGGUCAUGCGGGAAUAGCGGAUGCCAAGGAAAAGGGCCGUAUCAGGGAGGAGUGGUGUCACAGUUGGGUUGGUGCCGAUGCAAAGGACGAAGACGAUGAGUUGCACGGAACCAACUGCGCCUAUCUUCUGCACAAGUCAGCCCCCGAGGCUGAUAUAUAUAUCGAAAAGGUGUUCAAUCAGAAUGCUGUGAGGUAUUAUGAAGCUAAGAACAUAGCCAAGGCCAUCGAGCACGCUGUAAGCAAAUGGGACGUGGAUAUCAUUUCCAUGUCAUUUGGGCUUACUCGUCCAGCUUCUCGAGACGAUGGAGACGAGGUAAAGGAACAGUCGGCCUUGGAGACGUACAAUAACAUCGUGCACGAGGUCGAGGCGGCGAUUCGAAAGGCCCCACCACGUCUGAUGUUUGCAGCCGCUUCCAACAGUGGGAAGAACAAGCCACGGGCAUUCCCAGCCAGGGACAACCCUUACGUGAUUUGCGUUCAUGCGUCAGAAGGGAACGGUCAAGACGGCGGCAUCAACCCCGAAAUUGGGAGUGGUUUCAACUUUAUGACACUGGGGAUGGGCUUGGACCUGAUGAAAAGAGAGAAUAUCGUGAAGAAUCGGAGAGCCCUGGCGAGAUACAAGAGGGUAGUGAAGUCCGGAACGUCCUUUGCAACCCCCAUCGCGGCGGGCAUUGCCGCCACAGUCCUCGAUCUCGCAGCCCGCGUCGAUGAGAUCGAUGAAAGGGUGGAGGAGAAGCUUAAAAGACCAGAAGGGAUGGAAAAGAUGCUGAGACUCAUGUCAACGCCGAAGGGGGAUGUGAGGGACCGGAUGUAUUACAUGGCACCAUGGCACCACUGGACACCUGGUUGGGAGCGAGAGGAGAGGAGAAGGAGAUGGGUUUGGGACACGAUUAACUUGCAAUUCGACUAG